Molecule: messenger RNA, 696 nt
Organism: Aspergillus udagawae
Lineage: Eukaryota; Fungi; Ascomycota; Eurotiomycetes; Eurotiales; Aspergillaceae
Product: putative MFS transporter
Exons: 5
Coding region: 1-696 (231 amino acids)
Cellular component (GO): membrane
Molecular function (GO): transmembrane transporter activity
Source: RefSeq, a predicted model, not a curated record
AUGGAUAUCGAAGCAAAGAAGUUCGGCCCUGCAGCUUCGACUGAGGCAGACGCAGCCUUAAGUUUCCUUGCCUCAGAAGGAACGGCGGCACGUUCCGAGAUCGAUGAAAAGAAGGUCGUUCUGACUUACGCUACCUCAGUCAAUUAUGCCUCCGGCAUGGGCUUGCUCAAGGAUACGGGCAUGCAGAUAGACCAGUUCUCGAAGCUGGCCUUAGCAUUUUACGUCUCUUACCUAUCCUUCGAGUUUCCAACGGGAUAUCUCAUGCAACGUUUGCCUAUCGCAAAAUACCUUGGGCUGAAUGUGACCCUAGGGGGACUCCUGACUACCUUGAACUGUGCUGCGCAGAAUUAUGCUGGGCUCAUGGAUGUUUGGAAAGCGCAGUUGCUCCGGCGUACCAGACUGAUCUUGAUUACUUCCAUGUGGUACAAGAGGAACGCGAAGGUGUACCUCUCAUGGGUGAGGAUGUUGCUGACCUUUCGCAGAACAGCCUCUGAAGACGAGCCAGACCACAUACCGGCAAAGAUUGCCAUUGUGGCGACGGUCUCGGUAGCAAUCGUUCUCUCCGUCCUGUUGAAGUCCUACUAUAUGUAUCAGAAUCGGCGUCGCGACAUGAAGGGCGAGGGACAGCGUCCGGUGAACUCUGAAUUUUUAGAUCUGACUGACAGGGAGAAUCCGAAUUUCAGGUACAAACAUUGA